Messenger RNA from Drosophila simulans, 3397 nucleotides. It is a transcript of the gene Ube4A, whose product is annotated as ubiquitin conjugation factor E4 A. Bases 96 to 3077 code for a protein of 993 amino acids. The record is from RefSeq and is a predicted model, not a curated record. Gene Ontology annotation, molecular function: ubiquitin-ubiquitin ligase activity. Gene Ontology annotation, biological process: protein polyubiquitination. Gene Ontology annotation, cellular component: ubiquitin ligase complex; nucleus; cytoplasm. Lineage: Eukaryota; Metazoa; Arthropoda; Insecta; Diptera; Drosophilidae. The transcript has 3 exons.
GUGAGCUUGCAUUGUGUACUCCAACGGUCACACUAUUUAGACCUUGUCAGACUUUCAAGUGAAAAACAUCUGACAAUAAAAACCAAUUUUCCCCGAUGACAAGCAUCGAGGAGAAUCCGUUCGCUGCUCUGCUGCAGGAGGGCGCCAACUCCGAUGGCGUGCCACACAAACUGGUCGAGGAGGUGCUCCUCUUCACGCUGAACAAGGCGUCCUCUUCCGCGGUCCUGUGCCUGGCCGACGUGGUGGUGGAGACCAGCGAGGAGAUGCUAAGCGAGGACCUGGUGGCCCACGCCCUCUUCGAGCGCCUGAUGCUGGCCGAGACCAGCCAGUAUGCAGCGGGCAAUGCCAGUGAAAGGGCCAUGGAGCGGCGGGCCAUGUGUUACCUUAAAGGUGCCUUCACGCGAUGCGGGCUCAUUCAGGCGGAGAGGAAAAUCGAUUGCUCCAAGAUACUAGCGCUGAUCCUAAACAAUGCCAGCACCUGCAUGCGCCAGCCGGACCUAUUUGCACCGCAAUCCUUCGGUGCCCAGUGGAUGGAGAUGUUCGAGCAGGAUGACGAUGAGCACGAUACCAGCACGCAGGAGUUUUUUAUCCGCGUCACCUGCAAGGUGAUGGAGGAGGUGGAGCCGAUUGAGGCCUUGGGCGCCCUAAAGGCCAUCUUUUACCCGGUGCUCACCGAGCUGCAGAAAAACAUCGCCAAGCUGAACCUCAUUUCAAUGAAGAAGAACAUAUUCUGGAUUCUCGGAUAUUUCGUUCGCGACAAACGAGCAGCAGUUCUCGGAGAACUGCUAAUUGACUACACCACUCCCAAUCCCAGAGCUAGCGGUAGCGAAUAUAUGGACACUUUAUUGGGCAGUCUACUGUGCAUCUCAAUCCUGCCCAAGACCCAAACAGGCAAAUACGAGUUUUUCCAGGAGCUGUCAAUAAACCAAACUGACGAUGCUCUGUGGGCUCUAUUGUCGCAUCACCAGCAGUCCAUUUUCCUGCUGGUCAAGCAGCUCCUCGUGCUCUCACCCGAAACGAAGAAAAAGACGCUUCAAUGGCUCGGCAAUUGCCUGGAUGCAAAUGUGCCGCGUGGUCAUCUGUGGAGCAGCAUCAAUGCCAGCACGGAGCAAACAGCUCACAGCACGUCCAGCGAUGCCUUCAUGACCAACCUGACUGCAGUCCUAGUUCGUCUCUGUGCUCCCCUGUGUAUGCCAUCGUUAAAGGUUCUCCUGGUGGACCCUACAUAUUGUGCAGUUCCCAACAAAGAUCGGCAGGCCAAGGGCGUUAGUAUGCUAAGGGCCCACACCGAGACUUGCCUGCUCACCAGCGAAGAGGGAGAUGAGCGUUUGACGGCCGAAAAGUACAAUUUCGUUACGGAGAUCUUCUACAUGACACACAAGUGCUUCGAGCUCUCCAAUAUUCCGUGCAUUGAGCGCUUCGUACGCGUGCUGCGCGAGCUGCAAAAUACGCAGAUGGCGUACGGAGAGGUCGUGAACAGCGAUCCGAAUAGCGAGGUGGCCAAAAACCUAUUUCGCAUGAUAAGGGACCAGAUACAGCAAGUGCUGUCCAUCAAGAACACGCUCGCCGAGCCCACCAAUGACAUGUACCUGUUGAAAUUCUUCGAGGCUUCGGCUAUUUGGCUCACUGAGAUUGCCAUGCUGCCGCGCGAAAUUUACGAGCAGUGCCUGGACAAGCGCGACUUUUCCCCACAGCUUUUCCGCAACAUGGAGCUGCUCUCUGACACACCGCCCUUUGUGGCACCCUAUAUGCAAUCGGUGCCAGAGAGCAUUAUCGACAACCUCUCGGCGUUUUUGAAUGUUGCCCGGAAACUAAACGGCGAACAAUACAUCAAUAUAUAUUUCUCUGCGCAUGAUGCCUUCUUCAAGAUGAUAAUUCUAUUCAUGGGCAGCUCAGCGCUGGUCAAGAAUCCUCACCUUCGGGCCAAACUGGCUGAAGCAUUGGAAUUUCUCUUGCCCUCACGGAUCAUGGGAAGCCAUCGAAAGACUUUUGUCAGCCAUGUCUUCGACAACCAUCCGGAUCGGUUGAAGGUGGUGCGCAGCCUGCUGAAUGUUUUCGUAAGCAUCGAGAUGACUGGACAGUCGGUGCAAUUCGAGCAGAAAUUCAACUAUCGCCGGCCCAUGUACGCUAUAAUGGAGUUCCUGUGGACCAAACCCGAGCACGUUCAGUGCUUUCGUGACCUGGCAGUUGAAGCGGAGCAGAAUAUGGAUGCCAUUGAGCCGCCCAUAUUUCUGCGCUUCAUUAAUCUGCUUAUCAAUGAUGCCAUCUUUCUGUUGGACGAGUCGUUGUCCAAUCUGGAGCAGAUCAAACAGCUUCAGCAGGCGCAAGCCAAUGGUGAGUGGGAUAGGCUACCGCACACUGAGCGUGAGCAGCACAUGACGAACCUCCAGCACCUGGGCAUGCUAGCUCGAUUUGACAACAUUAUCGGUAGAGACACCAUAAAUCUCCUCAAGCUGCUCACCUCGAAAAUCAAAAGCAUUUUCUGCCACAACAGCAUGGUCGAUCGCAUGGCAGCCAUGCUGAACUAUUUUCUGUUGAAUUUGGUUGGGCCAAAGAAGGAGCGCUUCAAGGUUAAGGACAAGAAAGAGUUCGAAUUCGAUCCGGCUCAGACGGUGAUCGAGAUCUCUCACAUCUACAUCAACCUAAGCUCCGAUGAGAGCUUCUGUUUGGCCGUGUCGCAGGAUGGGCGCUCCUACAGCGAACAGCUCUUCAGCUAUGCCGAGAGCAUCCUGAUCCGAAUUGGAGGCGGCCAACUUAUAGGCGACAUGUCCGAGUUCGCUGUGAAGGUAGCGCGGAUGGGUGCUCAAUACAAGGAGGAGCAGGAGCUGCUGGCUGAUGCGCCGGAAGAGUACCUCGAUCCGAUUAUCUCCACGCUUAUGACCGACCCUGUGGUGCUGCCCAGCUCCAAGGUAACAGUGGAUCGUUCUACCAUCGCUCGUCAUCUUCUAAGCGAUCAGACCGAUCCGUUUAACCGCGAACCGCUCACCAUGGAUAAGGUCAAGUCCAACGAGGCUCUGAAGCAGGAAAUUGAGAGCUGGAUUCAGGGCAAGCGGGAUGCGGCCCGCUCGAACAGUUGAGGUAGCAGCGGACCCGCAGCUGCAGGCUCAGUUGCCCAACCAAAGAGUUAGCUCCACGGGGAAUCGGUCGUUAGAGAAUAAUCAAUGUUUACUUUUUUUCAUAAGAAUUCCAAUCAUACAUGAUGGAAUGUGUAUGUGCAGUUGUAUAGUUAGUGGUUUUUAAAAUAUAUUCAUAAUCCAUUUUUCCAUGUUAACCAAAUUAAUUAACAAACAAUGUACUAAUAAUACAUGCAAAGGAGAAAUUAUUGUAGUCAUAUUUGGUUUUGUGUUCACGAUAUGUGUAAAUAUAUGUUUAAAUAAACGGCUUUUCGCUGGAAAAA